CCCCAUUCCUGUUUGUCGUAAGCCCAAACCCGCACGCUCCAAAUAGCCUGCCUUUCUCUCCGUGCGGGUCGCGGAUCCUCUCUCUCUCUCUCUCCGGUCUUUGCACACUGUAUUUGGUCGCUUCCUCCGCCCUCGAACGCCAGAAAACAUCAAUUGGAGCUGCGAAUUCGAUCUCGCCUUCCUUCGCUUUGCACCCGCGGCGCCCGGAUUCGAGCCCGGCCGUCGAAACCCUAGCGCGCCCCCCCUCCGCCCCACACUUUGGGCGCCGGAGCGGAGGGCGAUGGCGGCGGAACUGGGGCAGCAGACGGUGGAGUUCUCCGCCCUUGUGCGACGAGCCGCGGAGGAUUCCUACCUCGCCCUCAAAGAGCUGGUGGAGCGGUCCCGGGCGCCGGAGGACCAGCGAUCCGACUCCGAGAAGAAGAUAGACCUCCUCAAGUUCAUCGCCAAGACUCGGCAGCGGAUGCUCCACCUCCAUGUGCUCGCCAAGUGGUGCCGACAGGGUUUCUGAAUGUGUUCCUUCUUGAGUGCCUCUAGGCUCCGGUAGAUGGAAAGCCGCUUCAUUUCUUAAUCCAUGGUACGGAUUUAGUCUAGUGUCUGGAUUAGUAGUUUAUCUGGGGAUGAUCCUGGAAACCUAGUUCCAAACUGGUAGUCAGUCUUGGUGAAUUUGAUGGUAUUUGUAGCCUCCAUAGUGAAUUUGUAUAAACUCUCAAGAUAUCGUAUUUAGAUUUUUAGAUUGUUGGGAAAAAUGAUGUUUCUGACCGCGGAGUGAUUUUGUACUUGAAUGAUAGCUGCUGCCAGAAAAGAUUUUGCAAGGAAAAUGCAGCAUUCGCAGUUUUGAACUGCUUAAAAAGAGUCACUUUGAAGGACUGUGCUCAUGAGUUCUUAAUUGAGUACGUAUCCUGUAUGUGCAUAUCUGCAGUAUAGAUUUUUGGUAUUGACCAAGAUUGAUUUGUUUCUUCUCUAAGUUGUCAUGUGGUCAUCACUUCAAUAUAUAUCAGAUUAUCUGCUUUCCAUUUUUCA
Messenger RNA from Musa acuminata AAA Group (dessert banana), 1020 nucleotides. RefSeq names its product mediator of RNA polymerase II transcription subunit 14-like. Gene Ontology annotation, molecular function: transcription coregulator activity. NCBI's taxonomy places the organism in Eukaryota, Viridiplantae, Streptophyta, Magnoliopsida, Zingiberales, Musaceae. The record is from RefSeq and is a predicted model, not a curated record. Bases 281 to 508 code for a protein of 75 amino acids. Gene Ontology annotation, cellular component: core mediator complex; mediator complex. Gene Ontology annotation, biological process: regulation of transcription by RNA polymerase II. The transcript is spliced from 2 exons.